AACACAGCUAUCUCACUGGACUCUGUGCACCUCUUGCUAAGUGUCAUCUGGAUUUCUGAGCGUUAACAACAAAAACUUCUGGUCUGCAAUGAUGAUCAAGCAGGGAAGCCUUACCAUUGCUGCAAUAUUGCUGCUUGGGUAUGUGGGACCAAGUCAACAAGAAACACCUUGUGAUAAACCUUACCACGUUCAGGAAUGGACUCAGUGGUUUGAUAGAGAUAACCCUUCUGGAAGUGGAGAUUGGGAGGACCUCAGGUCCCUUCGCAAGGAGAAUCCUGGAAAGAUCUGCCGUGACCCAAGAGAUAUAGAGGCUGUGACUCUUUCCGGGCUUAGUGUCAGUCAAACCGGGGACAACAUUUAUCGAAAUGAUCUCAAAACUGGAUUCGUCUGCAGAAAUGAGGAUCAACGUGGCAGGGAGUGCAAUGAUUAUAAAGUUCGAUUCAGCUGUGGAGCAAAAUCCUGUGAUAAUGUGUGCUGGACCAAGUGGUACAAUAGAGACAGUCCCAGUGGAAGUGGAGACUGGGAGGAUCUGAGUGCCCUGAUCAGAGAAAACCCAGGAGGAAGCCUUUGUUCUAAACCUAAGUAUAUUGAGGCUGUUACGGUUGAUGGAGAGAUCCCAGCUAUCAGAACAGGAGAAAGCUUCCAUGCCUACAGUCCCACCAAGGGGUUAAUUUGCCGCAAUAAAGACCAGAACACAGGCCGCUGCAGCAACUACAAAGUUCGCUUUGGAUGCUACUGUCGUUCAGUUUCAAGCUAAGGCAUCAGAAAAAUGUUAAGUGAUGUUUAAGUCCACCUCUGGGAAUACAGAGAGAAGAAACUAAUGUUAUGCAUUAUUUCUGAUACUCCUUGUUUGGUUUCAAUUGUAUCCUCUUAAAACAAUUAUUUCGGGUUGUUUUUCUUCAACAUGUGCUGUGACUUGUUGGUUAUUGCUUUCUUUUUAAAGAAAAUGUGAGGUGGGAAAAGGGCAAUAUGUGUAUUGUCUAUUUUAAAGUGACUAUGAACAUUUUAAAUUUAUUACUUUCAAAAAUCUAUGGCAAAUAAAAAUUAUCAUAAACAGCAAA
Messenger RNA from Fundulus heteroclitus (mummichog), 1061 nucleotides. Its product is annotated as cartilage intermediate layer protein 2-like. The record is from RefSeq and is a predicted model, not a curated record. The coding region runs from base 89 to 757 and encodes 222 amino acids. The transcript is spliced from 9 exons. NCBI's taxonomy places the organism in Eukaryota, Metazoa, Chordata, Actinopteri, Cyprinodontiformes, Fundulidae.